UGGGCUGGUUUCAAACUGCCUGCAUGCUAAGAGUUGUUGGAAAUGGUAAUUAAUAAAAUGUCUCCAACAUCUCUAAAGAUCACACUAAGGCAGCUCAUGGAGGGGUCUUCAAAGACUUUGCAAGAAGUAUUAACUAUGGAAUAUCGGCUCAGUCAAGGUUGUAUGAGAGGACAUGACUUUCAUGAAGGCGUUAGAGCUGUUUUAAUUGAUAAAGACCAGAGUCCAAAGUGGAAGCCAGCUGAUCUAAAAGAAGUAACUGAUGAAGAUUUGAAUAAUUACUUUAAGUCUCUGGGAAACAAUGACUUGAAAUUUUGAGGUGACAGGACUUUUAAGGUGUGGUUUGGAGCCAGAGUUGGCCAACUGGCACACAGUUCAGCCCAACGCCUGUCUCCAUGCAAAUUGCAAGCUAAGCAUGUUUUCUGCACUUUCUGGGUUGGGAAAAGAAAUCAAAGACUAAUAUUAAUACUUCAUGGUAUGAAAAGUAUAUAAAAUGCAAAUAUCAGUGUUCACAAAUAAAGUUUUAUUGGAACACAGCUAUACUCAUCUGUGUAGAUAUGACCUUCAGCUGCUUUGAAUCGAGUCAUUGCAACAGAGGUGCAAAGGCCCUCUAUUCCUUAAAUACUUACUGUUUGGUUUUUGUCAGAAAAAGUUUGCCAAUGCUUGUUUUAGAAAAUGAGAAAAUUUGAAGAUCAGUACCGAUUCUUGAGUCAAUAUAUCUAAUUGAAGUGGGAACUUUGUUUGGCUUUGGGAAGUGGUUUAUUUUUGAUUAAAUAAACUUAGAUAAACUUAAAAAAUAAAGAUCCUGAAAUAUU
Messenger RNA from Carlito syrichta (Philippine tarsier), 812 nucleotides. It is a transcript of the gene HIBCH, whose product is annotated as 3-hydroxyisobutyryl-CoA hydrolase. The coding region runs from base 43 to 315 and encodes 90 amino acids. The record is from RefSeq and is a predicted model, not a curated record. The transcript has 4 exons. Gene Ontology annotation, cellular component: mitochondrion. Gene Ontology annotation, biological process: L-valine catabolic process. Lineage: Eukaryota; Metazoa; Chordata; Mammalia; Primates; Tarsiidae. Gene Ontology annotation, molecular function: 3-hydroxyisobutyryl-CoA hydrolase activity.